GAACUCUAUGCCUGGGCAUCACUAGAACUAGAAGUUCUAAUGACAACAUGAUCAUCAUUGGGACUGUUUCUAUGCAGCGAUUUGUACUUCCUCCCACUCUUCGAUUCGUCUCUUCGUUCCAUCACUCAUGGCUACCAUAUAUACCAGUAAACCCGAAGCCGUUCUUGAACAACUUAACCGGAAAGACGGUUAUCGUCAAGCUCAAAUGGGGAAUGGAAUACAAAGGUUUCCUCGCCUCUGUUGACUCCUACAUGAACUUGCAGCUUGGAAACACUGAAGAAUACAUUGAUGGACAAUUGACAGGAAACCUCGGAGAGAUCUUGAUCAGAUGCAACAAUGUUUUGUACGUCCAAAGUGUGCCAGAAGAUAAAGAACUCGGAGACGCUGAACAAGACUAGCCUGUGCCCGUGGACUUAGAAAUAUCCACCAGUCUUGUUGUAUUUUAUGAGCAUCUUAACCCACGUUGUGAGAUUUCAGCUUUUUUAGCUGUUGUUGAAUCUCUUGAUACCUUGAUUAUAUGUAUUGCUUUCCCCUAA
Molecule: messenger RNA, 536 nt
Organism: Brassica napus (rape)
Lineage: Eukaryota; Viridiplantae; Streptophyta; Magnoliopsida; Brassicales; Brassicaceae
Product: probable small nuclear ribonucleoprotein F
Exons: 6
Coding region: 48-398 (116 amino acids)
Biological process (GO): spliceosomal snRNP assembly; mRNA splicing, via spliceosome
Cellular component (GO): U1 snRNP; catalytic step 2 spliceosome
Molecular function (GO): RNA binding
Source: RefSeq, a predicted model, not a curated record